AUGAGUGGGAAAGCAGCAACAUCCGUUGCCUCGGUUCCCUUCAUAAUUCCCAAGCAGAUAAAGGUGCGUUUCCAUAAUUUUUGUUUAGUUUUCCUUAUUUUAGAGAUCAAAAACUGCCGUCCUCAAAGCUUUGGCUUCAACUGUCGGAACUGACACCACAGCUCCUCAUUUCCAGUUCAUCGAUGAUCCAUUGACAAUUCCAUCUUCUAAUUUCACAAAAAGGAACUAUUUCCUGGCGAAGGAAUUCGGGAAACGGGCAGCCAGACAUCUAGCAAAAGAAUGGCCAACUUUAUUCAUGUUCGACCGUGAUGAGCCGAGAUUGCCCGUCUUCCGACCAGAGAAUUUACCGGCUUUGGUGGAAUCAGAGGCUCCCAGUGAAGAUUUGUUGAUUCGGUUAUUAGAUGGACGAGAAGUUCAUGGUGCUCUUCAGGUGAGUUGCAUAAUGUAGUAGUUAUCAACAAUAUCGGUUUAUUUUGGUUUUUAGGUCUACGAGAAGAUCAGAGCCGGCAAAAUCGAUGUUUCCAAGGAUACUUUGGACAGGUUGUUCAAACAGGCCGCAUAUUAUAAUGGACAGAAUCCACCAGUUAGCGAAGAAGUUGAAUGGCAUGGAAUCAGGAAUUAUUUCGAGGAUUUUGAAGGAAAGUGGGAAAGGGUAAGUGUCUUCUGUCUUCCCUCACAUUUUUAUGGUGGAGAUUUGAUUGUUUCGCUUUUAGAACGGUCCAAUUGAACUUUUGUUUCAAACGGUUGAGCAAAAUGCUGAAAAUUAUUCGAUUUUAAUCGCCGCUAAAGCCAAAUAUGGUGAUACGGCUGCUCUGCUUGAAGCGUACAAGCAUUUGGACGAUAUGAUUGGGAAGAAGCUCAUUCCAGAAGAGUUCGCCUUCAAUUGUCUGCUCAGAGUUGAACAAAAUCCCAAGAAAGCUUUCGAAUUGUUGUCUAAAAUGGCUAAACUGAACGUCAAGCCAUCCAUCAGAACGUUCAAUGCCUUUAUUAUGGCGCAGAACAAGGUACGCUGAUAUUUCUUGGGUCUUAUCUUUUUUUAGAACGUUGAUUUUGCUAACAAAUGGGGAAAUGUGAAGAAAGCUUUGGCCGAAGUGAAUCGACUAAGGUUGGUGCCUUCGUUGACAACUUUUGAUCUCGUUUUGGGUGGACUGAGAAGUCAGAAGGUCCAAGGAAGUGAAACCCCACCAGUUCAAGGCACUCAGGAACUUGUAAGAAAUGUUUCUAAUAUUAUUUUAGACAUUUCCGUUUCAUUUUUUUUUAUUUAUUGCUCUGCUUUAGGUAUUGGCGAUAACAGCGUUGAGUGAGAUUAUGGAUAUCCUCGAAUCCCGUCCUCAGAUUGAUCCCCAUGACCAUACCGAUCAGAAUUUCUUUGUAACAGCCAUGUCCGUCGCCACUGCCGCCAACAACGCGGAAAUGGUUGAUAGAGUCGAGGCUCUCUACAGAUCGGACAAAAACAAUGUCAAGAUGACUGCCUUUACUGUAGAAGCCGUGUUUUACAAUCGGUAUUUGAAUUAUAAGAUAUUCACACAACUAACGGAUAUCAAUGAAAUUGGAGAAAUUUAUAUUUCUUUGGUCCCAAGAUUGGUUGGAGUCAGUCGAAUGGUCAUCAAAAACGUACUCAAUAAAUUCCCUGUGAGUGAACUCUACUUUAUUACGCGAAAAUUUUACAGUUUAGCCGAUAAUUGAUGUUAUUUUAGGCCGAGAAUCCUCCUUGGGCUCUUUUAAAGCGAGUUAUUGAAGAUGGAAUUUCCGGAAGACAGAUCACUGAUACCGAUUUAUGCCGAUCAUUCCUCCGACAUCUUCUCAAAGUCAAUGUUGAUGUAAGUAUUGCAAUUACAGUCAUUUUUACCUUAUUUUAGUCCUUGGACAUCCGAGAAUCAGAACAAUUCCGUAAUCUGAUUGUCAAGUUGAAUGAUAUCUGGUUGGAAUUUGCAAAUUUCACAGAUGAAAAUCUGAAGAAUCGCCAGAUUAAACUCCGCCCAUCGAUGGCGACUCAAACCGCAAUCUUGUUGUUAAAGGUCGGGGAGCACGAGAAGGCCUUUUCUCUGAUCAAUCUGCUCACUUCAGCCGAUUCGGACGUCCUUAAUUUAGAGGAUAAACCAAGCUUGGACUAUCUGCUAGCCUUAUUUGAUGCUGUUAUCGAGACCAAUAGUCUCAAUCAAGCCUCCAAUGUCCUGGAAAUCAUUGCCAGGCAUUAUAAAGAAGGUCCCUUGGAGCAAUUGGCCGAGAAAAUCACCAAGAAAUUCGUGUUGAACUCCACUCAGAAACGAGUCAUCACCAACUUUGUUAAACUUAGGAACCUUUGA
This is a messenger RNA of Bursaphelenchus xylophilus (pine wood nematode), 2306 nucleotides long. Lineage: Eukaryota; Metazoa; Nematoda; Chromadorea; Rhabditida; Aphelenchoididae. The record is from the annotation of a GenBank genome assembly.